Messenger RNA from Oryctolagus cuniculus (rabbit), 3611 nucleotides. It is a transcript of the gene MPHOSPH8, whose product is annotated as M-phase phosphoprotein 8. Gene Ontology annotation, molecular function: chromatin binding. Lineage: Eukaryota; Metazoa; Chordata; Mammalia; Lagomorpha; Leporidae. The record is from RefSeq and is a predicted model, not a curated record. Gene Ontology annotation, cellular component: heterochromatin; nucleus.
CUGACUUCCUCAUGGCCUCGUGACGCCGCCGAAGUGGCUUAAGGCCGGGCGUGGAGCGCGAGGCGCCUCCGCGGUGUAUGUCGCAGCCGGUUUUUCAGGGCGGUUUUUGGCGCGCCUGCGAUGGCGGCGGUGGAGCCGGUCGCAGAAGAGACAAGUGUGACCGCAGUACCUGUGUCCGAUGCCUGCAGCAAUGUUGAGUCUUACGAAGUCGAAGGAGUUGGAGCCGCGGAUCCAGACAAGGACGGAGUCGCGAAAGGAGCGGAGGCCAUUGGAGACAGCGAGGAGGACGGGGAGGAUGUGUUCGAGGUGGAGAAGAUCCUGGACAUGAAGACCGAGGGAGGUAAAAUCCUUUACAAAGUUCGAUGGAAAGGAUAUACCUCAGAUGAUGACACGUGGGAGCCUGAGAUUCACCUGGAGGACUGCAAAGAAGUUCUUCUUGAAUUCAGAAAGAAAGUUGCGGAGAACAAAGCCCGAACAGUCAAGAAGGAUAUUCAGAGACUGUCAUUAAAUAAUGACAUAUUUGAGGCAAACUCCGAUAGCGAUCAGCAGAGUGAGACAAAAGAAGACACUUCCCCAAGGAAGAAAAAGAAAAAGUUAAGGCAGAGAGAAGAAAAAAGCCCAGAGGAUCUGAAAAAGAAAAAAGCAAAGACUGGGAAACUAAAAGAUAAAUCCAAACCAGAUCUGGAGAGUUCCUCCGAAAGUUUAGUUUUUGAUUUAAGGACAAAGAAAAGAAUUUUGGAAGCCAAAGAAGAAUUAAAAGAACCUAAAAAGGCAAAGAAAGAUGAAAUAAAGGAAACUAAGGAAUUAAAAAAGGUUAAAAAAGGUGAAAUGAGAGAUUUAAAGACUAAAAUAAGAGAGGAUCCCAAAGAAAACAGAAAAACAAAAAAAGAGAAAUCUGUUGAAUCUCUGUCUGAGUCUGAGUCGAUUGUAAUUAAUGAUUCUCCUCUUCAGGAAGACAACAAUGAAGAGUUAGUUUCUGACAACAGAGAUGAGGAACAAAAUAAUAAAAACGCAAAAGAUGCAGGGGGGCAGGAUGGAGUACAGGAGAUUGUUUUUGAGAAACAGGUAGAUGGCACUUUAAGUGCUGAGGAGGAUACUGAUAAUAGAAGCAGAAGGAAAAAAAAGAAACCAAGGAAGACUGAGGAUCCGAAAGAGAGCAAGAAGCUAGAAAACAAGAGUGUUUUCUCCGAGAAGAAAACCCUUCCUAAAAAGCCAAAGAAUCAAGACAAGGGCAGAAGUACCACAGAGUUGGACAGACUGACACCUGUGUCUGCCCAGACUCACAAGACUUCACGGUUAGCCGAGGAGGAGAGAGGCCUCAGGUCCUCCGACUCUGCUGAGGAGGAGAAAGAGACCCAAAAAAAUGAACCCAAAGAAAAAUAUCAAAAAAGGCAUGAUUCAGACAAGGAAGAGAAAAGCCGAAAAGAGCCAAAGGGAUUAAAGACAUUUAAGGAAAUUAAAACUGCAUUUGAUUUAUUUAAAAAAACUCCAGAAGAAAAAAAUGAUGUUCCUGAAAAUAGUCGGAAAAAAGAAGAACUACCACUGGAUUGUAAAACCACAGAAGACCAGAAAACCAAGGAAAACAAGCAGUCAAUGAAAGAGAGGAGGAAUACAAGAGAAGAAACUGAUACUUGGGCACACAUUGCAGCAGAAGGGGAUCCAGAGGUUUUGGACAGUGUGUGCCACUCAGACGAGAACCUGGAUGGCAGGCAACAGAUUUUGAGUUUGGGCAUGGACUUGCAGUUGGAGUGGAUGAAAUUGGAAGAUUUUCAAAAGCACCUUGAUGGGGAAGAUGAGAAUUUCACUAUUGCAGAUGCAAUUCCAAGUAAUUUGUUGAGAGAUGCUGUGAAAAAUGGGGAUUAUAUUACUGUAAAGGUUGCACUUAAUUCAAAUGAAGAAUACAACCUGGACCAAGAGGAUUCCAGUGGGAUGACACUGGUCAUGCUUGCUGCUGCAGGCGGGCAAGAUGACCUCCUGCGACUCCUCAUCACCAAAGGAGCCAAAGUGAACGGGCGGCAGAAGAACGGAACCACAGCCCUCAUCCACGCCGCGGAGAAGAACUUUUUAACAACAGUGGCUAUUCUUUUGGAAGCCGGAGCUUUUGUCAAUGUCCAGCAGAGCAGUGGUGAGACUGCACUCAUGAAGGCCUGUAAAAGAGGAAAUUCAGAUAUUGUACGACUUGUAAUUGAAUGCGGGGCAGACUGCAACAUUUUGUCAAAGCAUCAAAAUAGUGCUCUGCAUUUUGCAAAGCAGUCCAACAACGUGCUUGUGUAUGACUUGCUGAAGAACCACUUAGAGACACUCUCAAGAGUGGCUGAAGAGACAAUAAGGGAUUAUUUUGAAGCUCGCCUUGCUCUGCUAGAACCUGUUUUCCCAAUAGCAUGCCAUCGGCUCUGUGAGGGGCCAGAUUUUUCCACAGAUUUCCAUUAUAAACCCCCACAGAACAUACCAGAAGGCUCUGGUAUCCUGCUCUUUAUUUUCCAUGCAAACUUUCUGGGUAAAGAAGUUAUUGCUCGGCUCUGUGGACCAUGCAGUGUACAAGCUGUUGUUCUAAAUGAUAAAUUUCAACUUCCUAUUUUUCUGGAUAGUCAUUUUGUUUACUCAUUCAGCCCUGUUGCGGGCCCCAAUAAACUCUUCAUAAGGUUGACGGAAGCACCCUCAGCAAAGGUCAAGUUGCUGAUAGGUGCAUACAGAGUGCAGCUGCAGUGACCCCAUAAGAAGGACUGGAUGAAGUUCUCAGAUGCACCCCUAAAUUCUAUCUUGGGAGCAGUUUGGAAUUCUUCUGGCACAUCUUUCAAAUGUCAGGUUUCAUCUGUAAACCCCUUGGAAUUUUAGCCUGUCAUCUAUUAUAGUUUGUAAGGGGGCAUGGUGGCUCUAAUAUGUUAUAAAAUACAGAUGUAAGUAUGGGUGACAUAUUUGGAAACUUCAACAAUGUGUCCAGACUGCAUAUUUGAUUUUUUCCACAAUGUGGAAUGAUAUACAUGAGGAUUAUUUAAGAAAAUGAGUUUUUUAUUACUUGAAAUUUUCUACUAGCCCUGGUGAAUUUCUGUGCUUAAAAAGAAAAAAAAAAAAGCUAUGUGUAAAGUAGCUGAUCAAAACAAGAGAGGCAUGUUACAGGCAAUUUACUGAAUAAAUGUGGAUUUGCUGCCCCAAAGGAUGACUAAUCCCAUCCAACAUGGUGAUGGGAGGGAGGUCUCCACACAUGACCUUAUCCUUUCAGAAGGUAACAAGGGUCUAAGAAGCAGCAAGAAUGUAAACAGGACAUAAUAAAGCUUAAAGAGAUCUGCUUAUUCUCAGACUAAAUAAUUUUGAAAUGGUAGCUCCUGUGCCUGUCUGCAGCACUCACUGAGCCUUUGCCGUGCUGGUGCUGUGUCAUAUCAACACACAAGUUACUGCCUCUGUAGGUGACACCAGAGGUGUCAUCCUUGGUCCAUCCUUCCACUGAGGUAUUUGGCAAAUACACAUGAAGCCCCUUCUGGAUUAAGGAAGUUUUCUGAGUGCAACAUUAUGGUAGAUCCAUUGUGUACACAUAUCAAAGAACCAUUUUUACUGAACAGCCUAAAACUGCCUUUUCCUAUGCAUUUCUCAAUAAAAGACACUUCAUAUUUCGA